This is a messenger RNA of Lolium perenne, 562 nucleotides long. Lineage: Eukaryota; Viridiplantae; Streptophyta; Magnoliopsida; Poales; Poaceae. The record is from RefSeq and is a predicted model, not a curated record.
AUGCUUGCUCCUACUUUCCGUAUGGAGCUGGGACCGCCUAUCAGUUGGGCGGCCCAGGAUACUCAACCAGAGGACAUGGCCUCAUUACCGGAACAACCCUUAUCGGGAGCCCACUUGGGCAUACAUUUGGGACAAUGUCUCGGAGAUGACGAGCGAUCCAAUGGUCAUGUACAGGCACUACACUGAGGAGUUGGACACUCUUACCGCUGAGCAGGUGGAUUGGGAGCCAUAUGGUACCUAUUACCGUAUUGGCGCGGCGAUGACUGACCUCAACCCCAAGUGCUUGGAGGAGGCGGGUUUCUGGCGUAUGCGGUGCCCACUCAUAUGCAUGUGGGCGGUUGAAUACCACCAGCCGCACAGAGUGAUGAGACAGUUUGGGCUGUAUCAGGAGUGCCCACCUCAGUGGCAAGACACGGACCACGCGCUCCAUAGGUAAACUUCUUGAAUCAUGCGAUGGAAGCUUGUUGAUCAUAGGAAGCGAUAGAAUCUAACUUUAUCCAUUGUGCUCAAUAUCUUGCAGGCUUGAUAGGCAGCGGCAGAGGAAGAUCACGAAUUGGCCUGU